Molecule: messenger RNA, 300 nt
Organism: Coffea arabica (coffee)
Lineage: Eukaryota; Viridiplantae; Streptophyta; Magnoliopsida; Gentianales; Rubiaceae
Source: RefSeq, a predicted model, not a curated record
UAUGCUUCACGGACCUCUGCCUCAUCUAACAUGCACUGCCAAGCUAUUGCUUAUGCAAAGUUGGCUGAAUCUAAGUCAUUGAACCCUGCUUCUGUGAAUAAUGAAGUUCUAAAUGAGCUAACGGAUGAAUCUGGUCUUACCAUCCUGCCAGUAUCUGCUGAAAGUACAGGAUUGUUGCCAAAUCAAAAAGAUACGGUGAUGGGAUCUGACAUAGUUUUGGAAGCAGUCUUGGAGGCAAAGGUGGCUCGCAAUGCAAAAGACUUCUUUUCACAACCUCAAAAUCUAGAAAAACUUGAAUGA